UCGAUCCGGUCAAGUGCUGGUGUGCUGUGUGUGUUUGGUUGCGGCUGGCUAGUACCAAACGCUUGGUGGAGCUGAAUAUUGCGGCUUCUGGCUGUUUUAUUUGGCAGUGUGGUCGACAAAAAGGUGCCUUCGGGGAAAAGAUCUUGUAUCUCUAGUGCAAUUUUUAGAAAAAGAAGAAACGUACAGAAUGUCGACCAGUGCCGGGUCUAGCAGUACAGGCGGAGGAGGUGGUGGCGGUGGCGGCGCAGGUAGUGGUUGCGGUUCUGCGGGUGGUGGAAGCAGCGGGAGCAGUGAUGGCGGUAACAAUGCCGGUGGGCGCCGCAACGGCAACGGAAAUGGCAGUGGAACGACGGCGGGAACGGAGACGAGCAUUCCGAAGCCAGAAACGAAGGAAACAAAAUCGAAUCCAAAAAUAUCCAAAGCGCUCGGAACGUCGGCUAAACGAAUCCAGAAAGAGCUGGCUGAAAUAACGCUGGACCCACCGCCAAACUGUAGCGCCGGGCCGAAGGGUGAUAAUCUGUACGAAUGGGUCUCAACCAUUCUCGGGCCACCGGGCUCGGUGUACGAGGGGGGUGUCUUUUUCCUGGACAUACACUUUUCCCCGGAGUAUCCGUUCAAACCACCAAAAGUGACAUUCCGGACUAGGAUAUAUCACUGCAAUAUUAACAGCCAAGGUGUGAUUUGUCUGGACAUUCUCAAGGACAACUGGUCCCCGGCGCUGACCAUAUCGAAGGUGUUACUGUCCAUCUGUUCCCUGCUAACAGACUGUAAUCCUGCUGACCCACUAGUGGGAAGUAUUGCGACCCAAUAUUUACAGAACAGAGAAGAGCACGACCGGAUCGCCCGUUUGUGGACUAAAAGAUAUGCUACGUGAUUUCUCUGCCCGAGCUGCAAUGUAAAUUUUUUAUUUGAAUUCAAACCUAUUUAUAAAUUUAACCAUAACAACAAUUCAAAUCAACCCAAAAAAAUGAAACACAACUUCACACCAAUAAAUAGGUUGAUGAUUGAUUUGUAAGAAGAGACAGAAUAACUAAUAACAACGCGCGCAGCAGCAAUAGAAAACGGACGACGUGUGAAGGGCGACGGCACAGAGCAGGUGGCGCCAGUCAACAGAGGAAGAAAGACGCAGCUAGCAGAGAUGCGGGAAGCAAAGAAUCGUAGAAAUAUGUAUUUAGUAAUAUUUUUCCAAUCGAUUCAACCAACAAUCACGCCAAGUAACUCAUAAACAAAAAAGGAAUAGUUUAAGUCGAACUCUGAUCCGCAUAUAGCCACUCGCGAAACACACACUCGGUGAAAGAGGCAAUAGGGGCAACGACCACCGUCUUCUUUAUAUUUAUUUCCUCUUGCAAAAUGUUUGAAUUAUAUAGGGUUCCAAUCAAACUACGCGCUGUUGCGACCAUCGUUCGUCAGUGGUAGGUUGUUAAUUCCAAAUCCGGAGGUGAAUAAAUGGCGAAAAACCGGCAUCCAGAAGUUAGAAUCACCCCGAAACCGAUGGAAUACACGUAGGUGCGCGACAUAAUACCCUAGCAACCCCUGCUUUUGGAUGUCGUCAUGCGAACUGGAUUGACGUGAGGGCCUGACUUACGCCGAAGUAGUAUGCUCACAAGUAAACAAAGUGAGCUGGGUUUUUAACAAUAGAAACGUUGAAGCAUGCAUUCUUCGUAGCAGACAGGCGGAUUGAGUAAGAUUUAAGUCCUGUUAGGAACACAACCGUCAGCUUCCAUGUUGUUUUUUGGUGUAAUGAGCUCGCCUCAACCGGAACCGGACCCCGCCCACUUACACUGAACGCAACGCGCAAUGUGUGCUUUCUGGCAAUGGAGAGUCUGGCAUCGCUAGGUAAACUAUUUUAUUCAUACGGAUUGCUAGGAACAUUACUAGAAAGGAUCUCCUAGUAACAUCAUAGGGAAACGAGUAAAUCAAAGCUUGGUCGCAGAUGGUAUGACCGGCAAAUUAAACAACAAAUGAUAUGAUAUAGUCUGUAGUAAAGAGAGUGAUUCACCACGCAGGAACUCUAUCGCGCGCGCGGCACGCCCUAACCACGAUUGAUGGUAGCACAUAUUGAGACUGAGCAGAUGGCGGAUGCUUGUGUUGGUUGUUCUCCGGGUCGCUAUUGAACGUUUUUCCUUUUGCCAUCCGGUACAUCAAUCGAUCAGGUGGUUCUUCAUUCACAACACGCCAGUUAUCGCAAGCGAUCUCAUGUUCCUCUAAUGCUACUGCAAGAUCAUUAAUUUAGUACGUUCAACCAGUCGAACAAAUAUGGGAUAAGCGGCAGUAUCGUGUUCAUUUUCCUGCCCGGAAGUACUAUUAGGAAAUAUUUUGAGCGAUCAUUUUUCAUAUGGUUGCCGUUUAUUUACCUUUUCAGCAAAAUGAAGGAUUAUUUGCUAAUCGUUACUGUGCCGGAGACCCCCCAUGAAUGCAGUACACGGAUGGUUGAAAGGAGGAGACUUGUAAUGCGGUAUCCGUGCAUCGAUAGGGCCCCAAAAUCCAUUCGAGGGAACGGAAGAUGUGGUGGAGAUUGUAAUGAAUGAACUAAGGGAAUAAUGUGAUAUGUAUAAACAAGGGGAGACAGAUUUGACAGAAAAGUAAAAAACAACUCGAAACAGAAAUGUGUGUUUCGUGAGCGAACAGAAGGAUCUGUUUAUUGCACUAAUCGCUCGGCGGAGAUGCGCACACCUUCACUGGGAACUAGACGCGAGUAAAGCACCUAAUCGUAUUCCUGCUGAUGCCUCUCGGUGUUUUACUAUGAAGCGGUGCUUGAGAUUGAACUCCGCGUCCCCGUUUUUCGUGCAAAAUCAGGUAAUAUCUUCUGUUGAGCAUUAUUUCUGGCAAGCCUAACGAGUGUCAAUCGAGAACAGUUAUGUGGUGAGCCGUCGAUAGGUCCGUUACCAACAAACGCUUUACAUAAAACGAAACAGAACAGCGCAAGAGCCGUGUGGUACGAUGAAUGUUUCAACAGUUUUGCAUAAAAUUGGACCAACGCUCCAACGUGCACUUCUGAGUCCUGUAUUCCUGAAUUCGUUCGAAAGGGCACACUGAACCCAAUCUGAGUAAAAGCAGCGGUCGCGUGCUAAGGAUGUGUGUGAUUCUUCCUAGAUUACGUAUAAACCGUGCAGGGCCGGAGCCGAUAGACUGGAACGAAUCGUUCUUGUAGGUGUAUGAUUUAUCUUACUUUUAGUAUUUGAAUAAGUUUGUAAGGAAAGUGCUACGAACAGGCAAAAGUGAGUAAUUCAAUCAAAGCAUAAUCUAGCACGGUCUAUAGCUAGCCAGGAUCAUAUGGGUGAACCAGAGAGCGAAACUACCUAGCCCUUUAAAAGUGUUGUAUGAAAUCGGAACUCAGCAACUCCUCUCACAAGUUUGCGUGUGUGUGUGUACUUGGCGUGGUGCACAUCCGGCAAGUCACCGACGGUGUUGUGUACCGUAUCAGCACGCCACGCUACUCAAAACUUGAUGGAUUCCGAGUAAGCAAACAGCUACAUACGAACCCCAAAUAUCAGGUUCAUUGGUAUCAUCAUUCCGACGCUCCAUUUGGUCCGGGUUUCCACCUUUUCAUGGCGUGAAGAUACUGACACGUCAACAGACACACGCUGACACACGCUGUGGUGGUUGGGAGGAAAUUUUAAAAUGCUGAUUCAAACGAAUUUCCCCGACAAGCGCGAAUAGCGUUGUCACAGAACGGACAUAAAUAUUUAAAAUUAUGGAAGUAAUGAAAACAAAAA
Anopheles cruzii is the source of this 3716-nucleotide messenger RNA. It is a transcript of the gene Ubc2, whose product is annotated as ubiquitin-conjugating enzyme E2 E1. Gene Ontology annotation, biological process: protein polyubiquitination. Gene Ontology annotation, cellular component: nucleus. The coding region runs from base 188 to 874 and encodes 228 amino acids. The record is from RefSeq and is a predicted model, not a curated record. Lineage: Eukaryota; Metazoa; Arthropoda; Insecta; Diptera; Culicidae. The transcript has 5 exons. Gene Ontology annotation, molecular function: ubiquitin conjugating enzyme activity.